Messenger RNA from Kazachstania africana CBS 2517, 1503 nucleotides. RefSeq names its product H(+)-transporting V1 sector ATPase subunit H (gene VMA13). Gene Ontology annotation, cellular component: fungal-type vacuole membrane; vacuolar proton-transporting V-type ATPase, V1 domain. Gene Ontology annotation, molecular function: proton-transporting ATPase activity, rotational mechanism. The transcript has a single exon. The record is from RefSeq and is a predicted model, not a curated record. Bases 1 to 1503 code for a protein of 500 amino acids. NCBI's taxonomy places the organism in Eukaryota, Fungi, Ascomycota, Saccharomycetes, Saccharomycetales, Saccharomycetaceae. Gene Ontology annotation, biological process: proton transmembrane transport.
AUGACGCCGAUAAAGAGAAUAUUACUGGAUAGUACUCAUUUUAUUGAAAUUCGUAAUUCAAUUCGGUCUCGUUCGGUAGCAUGGGUUGCGCUGGCAAGAUCUUCAGAAAUUAGUGAGAUUGAUGCAUCUAUUGCAAAAAAAUUGGAAACUAUACUAAUCAAGAAAAAAAGGGCUAAUGAUGAAGAUUAUAGAAUGGAAUUGGAAAAUUUAGACGUUACUGAUGAAAUUAUGACUUCGUUGAUUCAUUUAUUGGCAAAUUGUGAAAAUUUCGACGUUUUAAAAUCUGUACAAAAUUUAUUAGCUGAAUUAUUAUCUUGUGAAUAUGGGACUGUGGCAUAUAAGACGAUAAACUAUUUUCAGAGAAAUCCAGAUCAACUUGUAGAACUCUUCAACCUUACAUUCAAUGACGACAAUAGCGAGAAACUAUUCGAUAUUCAAAUGGUUCUCAUAUCAUCAUUCAAUGUGGUAUCUUUACUAAUCCAGAAUGACUUGAGGAACGAUGAUUUAGUUAAGAAAUUGUUGAACAAUGAAAAUUGCCUAAAUAUUCUACAAAAUGUAGAAAGAAUGGAUACUUGCUACAUUACCAUUAGAUUGUUACAAGAAUUAUCAAUUAUCAAUAGUUAUAAGACUAUUAUUUGGGAAAAUGAGUCGAAGAUAUUACCUACUAUUUUCCAAAUUAUUAAAAGAUCUAUCAGAAGCAGUCCUGGGAAUACCAGCAAUAUGAGAAAUGAGCCUAACACUGACAGUAGUGUUAUGAUCAAUACCAAUUCCAAUAAUUUGGGGAUACAAUUACAAUAUUACUCUUUAUUAUUUGUGUGGCUAUUGACUUUCAAUAAUAAGAUAGCCAGUGAAAUAAUUAAGAGAUAUUUGAAUGAAUUUUUAAAUCUUUUGAAGAUAAUUAAAGUAACAAUAAAGGAAAAGAUAUCUAGAAUCUCGGUGUCGAUUGUAUUACAAUGCUGUGAACCACAAAUUAGAGGUUCAAAAGAAUUUAUUAAGAAUUUGAUUUUACUAGGUAAUGGAAUUACCACGUUAGAUAAUCUUAUUGAAAGAAAAUAUUCAGAUGAAGAAUUGAAAGAUGAUUUAAUCAAGUUGAAAGAAAUUCUUGAUAAUGAAUACAGGGAACUAACAUCGUUUGAUGAAUAUAUUGCAGAAUUAGAUUCGAAAUUGAUCGUUUGGUCUCCACCACAUAUUGAUAGUGAUUUUUGGAUCAAUAAUAUUGAUAAAUUUAAAGAACAUAAUUGGAAAUUAUUUGAAAAAUUAAUUAAUCUUUUAUCAGAAUUUAAAGAUUUGAAUUCUGGUACUAAGAAUGAUAACGUCAUUAUACAAAUUUUACUGAAUGAUAUUACACAUGUGAUUGACUUGCUACCAGAGGAAAGUAUUGCCGUUUUGAAUAAAUUGAACGGUAAAGUCAUCAUCAUGGAAUUAUUGAACCAUAACGAUUCAAGAAUCAAGUUCGAAGCAUUGAAAGCCACACAAGCUAUGAUUGGAUACAAAUUCAAAUGA